Amoebophrya sp. A25 is the source of this 1352-nucleotide messenger RNA. Lineage: Eukaryota; Dinophyceae; Syndiniales; Amoebophryaceae. The record is from the annotation of a GenBank genome assembly.
GACGAAAGGAAGGUUGGAAGUUAUAAUAUAUACUAGCCUCCACAAGCUUCGCCCGGCUUCAAGUUAGUUUAGCACUUUUCAGCGGCCUCCCACGGGCUACAGCCGCUAGAGUAGAGACAGCUCGCGGGUGCGCUGUUGCACCCUACGAAUUGACUACGACAAGAGCCGAGUGCCGGCGGUGGCCGACUCAGAUGCGUCGACUCAUGUGCAGGGCAUUGCGCUGCCUUCGGUUUUUUUAUCAGAUUGCCGGGUGGGUCAUGCAAAUCCUUAAGACUUUCGAUCGUUUUGGCUCGCGAUGCAGCGCCGGUCUCUUCCGGAGGGCAGGCUUUCUUGUCGACACGGACAGUCCCCGCAGCACCGCCUUCAUUUACGGUUGAUCCAGGGCUGCCGCGACCGGUGAACCCUGCACGUCUAGGAGGACCAGACGGGGUACGGGGUUCCGGACCUUCCCAACCACAAGUCCCGAUGGCGCCUCCUCCUGUACAACAUCCGCCGCCUCCUCCUCUACAACAUCCGCCGCCUCCGCCUGAAGGAUGUUCAAGUCCGCCGGCUUCGCCUAAAGGAUGUCCGAUUCACCCGGCUUCGUCUGAACGACUUACAAAGUCGACCUCUUGUGACACACAGACAAGAAUAUGGUGCGCGUUGCAAGGCCAGAUGGGGGCCGCACAACAUGCUGCAGACUCGGCCAAAGAGGAAGCGCAAGUGGCGUCUCACGAACCUUCAUCACCCGAAGAUAUUUCCGCUGCUCUCAAAAAGAUUGGCCCGCUUGUUAAAAAAGCGGAAGAAUGUCUGCAGAACGUAGAGCAGAUGGGUUGUGAAAACAUCACUGGGAAUGCGAAAAUAACGAUCAAAGCCUGGAUCGCGGAUGCGAAAAUAAUGAUCACAAACAGGAUCGCGGAAGUGAAAGGGGCCCAGAAGCAUCUCAAAUCGCUACAGCCUUAACCGAUACCGCGGGAUCUUCGAUGCAGACAUCACCACCAAAAUUCUGCGGGAUGAAAGGCUGUAGAUGGAGCGCAACCGUCAAGAAUUGACCUCCUAUUGAAAAAGACAGUUGGUAGAGCUAGCAUAAAUCCGCUGACAGUCUGUGGCAUUCGACGUGUUUUCUAUAACGUUUUGGCUUUUUGGUUUUUUUUAAGUCUGGAAAAUCUUACUAAUCUUUAUUGCUCGUUGAUCAUAGCUUUUCCGUGUCUCGAUCAUACUCUCGGGGCGAAGAGAGUGCUGCUCCUGUCGCGCAUAUGAAUCAAAUCGCUGUCACUUUCUUAAAACUAAGCUAGCGUGCAAGAGCUCCCAGGAUUCUAACCUUAUUCCAAGACUCUCCUCAUAUGAAUGGAAGGCAAGUCAAAUCUCAUCGC